AUGGAUUAUCCAGAUCUUGCCUCCUUUCAAUCUGGGGCCGAAAAUCUCGCAAAUAUCCCAAAUUCCGCCAAUGGCAGAGGCCCUGAGAUCGAUGGACGAGUUUCAACCAGAGGGGAUGUGAGCGGCAGCGGCCCUCGGGCCAAUGGCCAGUGCUACAGCUUCGUGGAGGUCUACGACAGCGACUAUCAGAUCUAUGGGCAGGUUAUGGACAGAGUUGAAAUUAAAGGCAGCGAUUACCAUGUUAAUGGCCAGCUUUCAAGUGCAAGAGAUACCAAUGACAGGGUCUAUAUAUCCGCAAGCAACGCUUUGGCCCCCGACGAUGAUAUGGACAUGAACGAUGACCGCAAUGACCGUGAUAGCCAGCACUCGAGCCAAGAGGACACUGGUGUAUACGAUUUUGAUCCGGAUGACCCCGUUGACUCACGAUACGAGCUUGAUAACUCUCAAUAUCAGGCCGGAGAUGAAGAGGAAGAGCUCAAUCGUGGUGACAAUCCCUUUGCAGAUGUGGAAAGAAACCCUGUUCUUCUCGGUCAAGCACGGACUAUCAGCCAAGAAUGGGCCCAAUUGCUCGAUGUACCAGCAUCCUCGACCGAAGACCAUGAUACAGAUGAGGCGAGAUAUUGUGCCGCGGGUGUACCAAUUGACUCUGCCGUGCGGCAUAGGGAGGCCUUUGAUGGUCUCUUGAGCAGGGUCGUUGGGUACAUAUCCACCCAAGUGAGAAACAGUGGGUUCCACGACACACCAGGCAUCUGUCAUUGGGUGAAUGGAUCGAUGUGGGCAUACUUCCGAAAAGCACAGCCGGGCUAUCUCACAGAAGCCUUCCUCAACCUGAUACCACAGUCCACGCGAACAAUCCUGGGAUACUUUGAGGAUCCCACCAGUCUUCUGGCCCUUCCACAUAUUACAGACAAGCCGGGUCAAAUGGGUGUCUAUAUCUGCUACGUGAGUGAUCCAAAUGGGCUUGGAGCACUAUAUGUUGGAUCUUCGAUUGUGGAUCUUCUUCUUCUUCGGAUUCAGCAGCAUGAGCGUCUUAUGGAACGGGCCAGACAGGAUCUCAAUGCGAAGGUAUUAUACCAAUACGCUACUGGUGCAGGCCGAACCUAUCAUUUCCGCCAAAUCACUGCACUUCCAGCAUGUCAAGACAACGCUAUCCUGAUGCGCCUUUUGGAGGCGGUUAUUAUGCUUGCGCUUGACGCACUUGCCCCUGGAGAGGGCAACUUGAUGUUUACUGUGGAUGCAAGUAUGAACGCCGCCACAAAGUACCACGCCCUGUGA
Messenger RNA from Aspergillus calidoustus, 1275 nucleotides. NCBI's taxonomy places the organism in Eukaryota, Fungi, Ascomycota, Eurotiomycetes, Eurotiales, Aspergillaceae. The record is from the annotation of a GenBank genome assembly.